UAGUAAUUAUUAAAAUAAAUUUUUUUAAAAAACCUUUAUAUAUUACUCCAUACAUUACGUAAUUAUUAUAUUUUCAUACUUUAUAUUCAGCUCCUUAUUUUUUUUCUUUUGGUUGCAGUCUCCCUCAAAAAAAGAUUUCUUUUUAACGGUCGAUCUCAAAUUAGUUAUGGCUUCAAAGAGGAUUCAGAAGGAACUUAAGGACUUGCAGAAAGACCCCCCUGCUUCUUGCAGUGCAGGUCCUGUUGGUGAGGAUAUGUUCCAUUGGCAAGCUACCAUAAUGGGUCCAUCUGACAGCCCGUUUUUUGGGGGUGUUUUCCUUGCGUCUAUCCAUUUUCCCCCUGAUUAUCCAUUCAAGCCCCCAAAGGUCUCAUUCAAAACCAAAGUCUUCCACCCGAACAUCAACAGUAAUGGUAGUAUUUGUCUUGAUAUCCUAAAGGAACAAUGGAGCCCUGCCCUUACCGUAUCCAAGGUGCUGCUUUCCAUUUGCUCUUUGCUUACCGAUCCAAAUCCAGACGAUCCUUUAGUCCCAGAGAUCGCGCACAUGUACAAGACGGAUAGAGUGAAGUACGAGAGUACCGCCAGAUCAUGGACUCAGAAAUAUGCCAUGGGUUGAAGUUGAACACAUUUGGUUCUACUUACCAUGAAUAUCAUCAGCAGGGCUUUAUGCUAUAAUAGUAGUAAAUAAAAAUAGGCAAAAUGGUGCACAAUUUUCUGAUAUUGUUGUUUUUUUGUUUUCUGGUAUUUUGUCCUUGUGUUUUGACUGGUUAAAUAUUUUAUCACUGGUUGAUUUAAUAUUUAUCUGAUAAAGAAUCUGGAUCAA
This is a messenger RNA of Capsicum annuum, 820 nucleotides long. RefSeq names its product ubiquitin-conjugating enzyme E2 28. Gene Ontology annotation, cellular component: nucleus. Lineage: Eukaryota; Viridiplantae; Streptophyta; Magnoliopsida; Solanales; Solanaceae. The transcript has 5 exons. Gene Ontology annotation, molecular function: ubiquitin conjugating enzyme activity. Gene Ontology annotation, biological process: protein polyubiquitination. The coding region runs from base 167 to 613 and encodes 148 amino acids. The record is from RefSeq and is a predicted model, not a curated record.